AUGCCUGCGAGAUCUUUCAAAAAGUUGGUCAUCGCUGUGAGUGGGACAUUUCCCAAACUUAGACAAGCGGACCUCAAGUCAAUGAUUGAGGAUAAUGGGGCCACAUUCAGCACCUCUGUGACAGAUGAGGUAACCCACCUUGUGACCACAGACAAGGACGUGGAAAAGCAAACCACCAAAUGCACACAAGCAAGCGCAAUCGCAAAUUGCCACAUUGUUUCUCUUAGCUGGCUUACUGAAUCCGCUGAGGCAAAGAAACCAUUGCCUGAAAAGCAGUAUGUUCUCGGCCAAGCGCAGCCUACGCCUCAGCCAGACACCGAGAAGAAUGGAAGUGGCACCGACAAGAAGGCCGAGACGAAAAAGCGCGCAGUGAAAGACGAACCGACUGAGGAGCCUAACAAGAAGCUAAAGGACAUCCAAAAGGCCAGCUCGAAGUCUCUGAAUGUCCCAGUUGAUGAAGGUUUUGAUGAUCGAUCGGACGGUUUUAUGCAACCCACCGUUUACAUCGACGACGCGGGUUUGAUCUGGGACGCAACUUUGAACCAAACCGUGUCAGCCAACAAUGCAAACAAGUUCUACCGUGUCCAAAUCUUGGUCGGCAAGCAGCAAAAAUACAUCGCUUGGACCCGGUGGGGCCGAGUUGGAGAGCACGGUCAGUCGGCCAGGCUUGGAAGUGGUAGCUUGACAGAAGCAAUCAAACAUUUUGAGGGAAAAUUCAAAAGCAAGACAGGCCUGAGGUGGGAAGAUCGGCUGGCUACUCCAAAGCAUGGAAAGUACACGUUCCUUGAGCGCAACUACGAGGAAGACGACGAGGAAGAGGAAGAAAAAGAUGCCAAAAAAGAGAACGGCGUCGAAAAAGAGAAUGGACUCAAGGUUGAGAGCGCUCUCUCGAAGCCUAUACAGAACUUGAUGAAGUUCAUCUUCAAUAACAACCACGUUCUCGAAGCUCUGGCAGCAAUGUCCUAUGAUGCCAAAAAAAUGCCUCUUGGAAAGCUGAGCAAGCGAACCUUGACGAAUGGGUUCUUGGUCCUCAAAGAACUCUCCGAACUGCUUGCGGCACCGGCCACCGCCAAUGCGACAUACGGACUGCCGUACAUGAAGGCAAUUGAAAGCCUCAGUGACCGCUACUAUACACUGAUUCCCCACGUCUUUGGCCGUAACCGGCCUCCAACUCUUGGGAGCAAUGAGCAGAUCAAGAAGGAGGUUGAGCUGCUUGAGGCCCUGACCGACAUGGAUGUCACCAACGAGAUCAUGAAAGACAACCAAGGUGCCAAUGAGAUACAUGAAUUGGAUCGCCAGUUCCAGAGCUUGGGAAUGGAGGAGAUGAUUGAACUGGAUCAGGAAUCGACCGAGUUCAAGGAACUAGAGGAUUACCUCCAAAAUUCCCGCGGAUCAACCCACCAUCUGGAAUAUAGCGUGAUCAACAUCUUCCGCGUCGAGCGUCAAGGCGAGAAUGACCGUUUCAACACAUCCCCAUACGCUAGCAUCGCCAACAGUGACCGUCGCCUCCUUUGGCACGGGUCCCGAAGCACAAACUUUGGUGGAAUCCUAAGCCAAGGACUCCGCAUUGCACCCCCGGAAGCCCCAGUCAACGGCUAUAUGUUCGGCAAGGGAGUCUACCUGGCGGACACAUCCAGCAAAUCCGCCAACUACUGCUGCCACUACAACAGUGGCGGUAUGGCCCUUCUGCUACUCUGCGAUGCCGAAGUCGGUGCUCCAAUGCUGGAGCUAGAAAACAGCGAUUACAAUGCCGGCGAUGUUUGCAAACAGACAGGAAAGCUAGCAACUCUCGGAAAAGGUCGCAAUAUCCCGGGUGGGUGGAAGGAUGCUGUCUCUUUGAAUUCUACUUUGCAGGGUGUUACUAUGCCUGAUGUUGAGAUCAAGCAACAAAAGACGCAGAGUGCUUCUCUUUACUACAAUGAGUACAUUGUUUAUGAUGUUGCUCAGAUUAGGCAACGGUAUCUGUUCCAGGUCCAAAUCAAGUGA
Messenger RNA from Penicillium antarcticum, 1986 nucleotides. RefSeq lists its product as uncharacterized. The coding region runs from base 1 to 1986 and encodes 661 amino acids. Lineage: Eukaryota; Fungi; Ascomycota; Eurotiomycetes; Eurotiales; Aspergillaceae. The record is from RefSeq and is a predicted model, not a curated record. Gene Ontology annotation, molecular function: NAD+ poly-ADP-ribosyltransferase activity. The transcript is spliced from 5 exons.